Messenger RNA from Galeopterus variegatus (Sunda flying lemur), 738 nucleotides. It is a transcript of the gene GALR3, whose product is annotated as galanin receptor 3. Gene Ontology annotation, cellular component: membrane. The coding region runs from base 19 to 738 and encodes 239 amino acids. The record is from RefSeq and is a predicted model, not a curated record. The transcript has 4 exons. NCBI's taxonomy places the organism in Eukaryota, Metazoa, Chordata, Mammalia, Dermoptera, Cynocephalidae. Gene Ontology annotation, molecular function: galanin receptor activity. Gene Ontology annotation, biological process: neuropeptide signaling pathway; adenylate cyclase-modulating G protein-coupled receptor signaling pathway.
UGCCCAACUGAUGGGGAGAUGGCGGAUGCCCAGAACAUUUCGCUGGACAGCCCAGGGAGUGUGGGGGCUGUGGCUGUGCCUGUGAUCUUUGCUCUAAUCUUCCUGCUGGGCACAGUGGGCAAUGGGCUGGUGCUGGCGGUGCUGCUACAGCCUGGCCCCGGUGCCUGGCAGGAGCGGGGCAGUACCACGGAUCUGUUCAUCCUCAACCUGGCAGUAGCCGACCUCUGCUUCAUCCUGUGCUGCGUGCCCUUCCAGGCCGCCAUCUACACGCUGGACGCCUGGCUCUUUGGGGCCCUGGUCUGCAAGGCCGUGCACCUGCUCAUCUACCUCACGAUGUACGCCAGCAGCUUCACGCUGGCUGCAGUCUCCGUGGACAGGUGCGCAGUGCCUGGGCUGGGCGGGGCCGGGCCAGGGAAGGAAGACGCGGGACUCGAGGCCCGCCCGGGCCACAGACCCCAGAGCCGGGGCGUGGCUGCGGGUCGCGGCGGGGAGGGCGCCCAGCCUCGGGCCGCGCUGACCCGUCGUCCGCCCGCAGGGACCUGCAGAACUGAGCUCUGUCUGGGCCAGAUCCUGUUCAAGGCACUGGGGAUGCAUCCAGAAGCAAACCGCCUGGGUUGCUCCCCGUCUGCUGCCAGCUUUAUGCAAUGUUUCAAGGGCUUCCCCAAGCAGAUCCUCGUCUCCAUUGAAGCCCUCACAAUCCAGCUUCUGGAGAUGGCUUGUGACCCCUUCCUCGAAUGA